Notolabrus celidotus (New Zealand spotty) is the source of this 3346-nucleotide messenger RNA. It is a transcript of the gene sdc2, whose product is annotated as syndecan 2. Gene Ontology annotation, cellular component: cell surface; membrane. Bases 439 to 1080 code for a protein of 213 amino acids. The transcript is spliced from 5 exons. The record is from RefSeq and is a predicted model, not a curated record. NCBI's taxonomy places the organism in Eukaryota, Metazoa, Chordata, Actinopteri, Labriformes, Labridae. Gene Ontology annotation, biological process: cell migration.
GAAAGAAGCGCACGCACUCAGCAGAGCGUCAGUCGUGCCCGUGCCUCACUUUGUCCUCGUUAUUUGAAGUGAGCGCUGAGGGAGAGAGGAGAGGAGAAGCCAGGAGGUGUCUGUGCGGAUUUCGGUCACACAACGCGCUAUAGGACGACUUUGCAGCAGCACCUUGAUUAUUAGUGUAUAGUUUGUGAGCGAUUAACUCAGAGCAGAAAGAAGUGCCUGGAGAGAGCGAGAGAGAGAGAGAGGCAGAGAGAGAGAGAGAAGGGGGGAGGAAUUACCAAAACGCAACACGUAUCCGGUGGGAUCCCACUCCUGAGAGAGAGAGAAGCGGCAGGAGUUUGUGAGCGAAGGGUGCAAAGGAGAGGAGAAAGACGAAGAAGAAGAGGGGGAAGAUUUGAUAUUUCGCUUUAACAACGCGCUUUUGGUUGACAAAGAGGAAUAAUGAGGAACGUUUGGAUAAUUUUGACCCUCGCGCUGACCGUCUUCCUCUCCGGGGAAAGGAUAGCAGAAGCUGCCAAGACGUCCUCUCAGACUGAUGACUUGUACCUGGAUGACACAGGCUCAGGAGGCUACUACCCUGAAGACGAUGAUGACUUUAACUCGGGGUCUGGCUCAGGUGGAGGUGAUGAAGGGGUGGAGGAAGCAGCCACUGUCAGUAUGGUUUAUAUAGAGCCCAAAGCAGCAGAACCCACCCAGGACUCCACCAAAGAUUUCACCCCCAGGGUGGAGACAGCCACGGUUACAGAAAGGGCCAGAAGCAACACACCCAGGAAACCUCUCAGAACAGAGGCACCUGUGCCAGUUACAGAGGACACGCUGAGGAACCAGCUGACCAGUACGACCAGCGCCCCCGGCUCACCCCAGGAGGCUGUCGAGGUCCGCACCGAAAACCUCUUCCAGAGGACAGAAGUGUUGGCAGCUGUUAUCGCAGGCGGCGUCAUCGGCUUCCUGUUCGCCAUCUUCCUCAUCCUCCUCCUGGUUUACCGCAUGAGGAAGAAGGAUGAGGGCAGCUACGACCUGGGAGAGAGGAAACCCUCCGGAGCAGCCUAUCAGAAGGCCCCAACUAAGGAGUUUUAUGCAUAAAAAAAAGAACCCGCCCUUCAUCAUCAGAACGACACAUCAAGAGCGACUGUCGGAAAGCACAGUUCAUGACAACAGAUGAAACCUGUUCACACCCAACAAUGAAACGUGUUUGAGUAAGGAAAAUAGCAUAAAGGAAAGCUUUUGCAUAGAGUAUUGUAAUUAAGACCUUUUCUUUCUUCUUUUUUUAAAAAAUGAAAACCAAGCAUUUCUCAUUUUAUGACGAAUCUCAGUGUAUUUAAACAUUUUGUGUAUUAUUUGAAAAAUAAAAAAACAGGAUCUGUAAAGGCGAGGAAACUAAUCGCAUCUGUCUUCUGUAAAAGGAGCUGUUUUUAGUCGCUGACUACUUUUAACUGUAGCAGUCUGUUAUUUGUAAAGAAAACAAUUUAAAGUGGAAAUAAUUGAGUAUAAUUAUUCUGUAUCAAUCCUUUUUUCUUUUUAUUUUGUCCUAGCAUGUCUGAUGUUGAUCUCUAAAGGUGUAUAACAUUAAUUUAUCUUUUCUCUGAUGUUAAAAAAAAAUGCCUUUGUAGUUUUGAUGAAGCUCUUUUGUCUUCAUAUUAACGCUGUUAAUGGUCAAUGUAAAUGUUCUCCCAUCAGGUUACAAUGUUUAUUAUUUGCUUUCACAUCUUUUUGUUUUCUUCGGUCAAACGUGAGUGUCACUCAGUCUUGUUUUUUUCAUUUGUUAUCUUCUAGGUUUCUUUUUGACAGCGUUUUGAUUUCAGGUCUUUAAAAGAUAGAAAUAAGCGUGUCAGGGCUCAAAGAAAAAACAUUAAUCUCACUUCUGUUUUAUGUCUUGCUGCUUUCAUUUUUCUAUCUUCUUGUUCACAUCUUGCACAUUCUCUGCUUUGGCUUCCCUCUGCUGUCCUGCAGCUUUGCGAGUAUGUUGAGUGUUUUGGGGUGUUUUCAGCCCAUAGCCUCCUCCCUCCCUCCCACCCCAAUGUGUCCCCUGAGUUUACUGACAGCACCCAAACUCUGCUAGCACCCUUUCACCCUUACAUCUCCUCCCCCAUCUCUCUGUUUACCCCCCUCUCUCCCACCUUCUCUUUUAAUCAGAUUGGAGCACCGCCAGUUUAGUUUUCAACCCCCGACCAGCCCUGACCCCAUUGCUCUCUCUUUGGGCUGUAUGGAACCACCCGGGUAGCUUGGUGUUGUUUUUGUCCUGGUGUUGAUCUGCAAACUAAAAGGCCUUCUUCUGCUUGGAUGCAAACACACCAGGGCUGAGUCCCCACAUGCAGAGCACAUACCUCUGCAGCAAACACCACCAGAGACCCCCCUUAAAAAAAAAACUAGAGUCUCUGAGAGGGGUAUUUAAAAGGUGAGGCUGCACAGGUAAUUUUAGGCUCAGUGUUACCACUGAAUACACUUUGAACAGCAGUCACAUUGAGGGCUAUUCUUUUUUUUUAGUGGUCAGCUCAACUAUUUCAGAAGUGAUGAGAGAUGAGGUUGUUUACCAGGUUUAAAACCUAUAAAAGGUGUUGUUUCGAUGUCAUUUUGCAUCCCUAAAUGAGUCUAAAAAGCCACAAAAUGGCUGUCACAGAAUAGUAAAGUAGCUAUACUGAAUGAUAACGUAGCUACAUCACAUGAAAGGAAGUUACUGUUACUCCGGUUUCCUUUUUUACAUUAUAACUAAAUGAACUUGCUCUGAAGGGAGACAGAAUAGUCGGGCAGGUUUAUAAAUUGCCUUUUCAGCCGUGUCGUUGUGUGAAGUAGAAGAAGUCACAUGUUAAACAAAUAACACCUCUGUCAAGAAGUUAUUUUCUUCAAUCUGUCUGUGGUCCUUUAUUGUCCACUUCCAUCCUCUUUGCCCCAUCUUUAUCAUCCUUUCUCGUCAUAGGACUUAAGGUACUGAACAAUACUGAAAAACCCAAAGACUCACAGUAUUUCUACUCCCAUCACCCCCUCCACCAUGGCCACAUCAUGUUGUUUCCUCUUUUUUUUUUUUUGCCCUCUUAGUUUUUUUUUUCUCCAUUAGAGACCUGACUUUUGAGUCCAAUUGCUUAUUAGUAUAUGGAAAGAUAUAUAAAUAUAUAUAAAUGUAUAUUCACAAAUGUUUUAAACCUUCAAAGUGCCUACCAUUUGGAAAUGUACUGGCUCACGGUGAGCAUGUGGCAGGUUUGUACACAUAAGAAAGGUGUAAACGACUUGACUGGCAUUCUGUGAGCAUGGAUGACUGUAAUGGUAACUUUUUUUUAGUCUUACAAAAGCUGACAGUAUUGUACCUAUAAGUUGAAACAACACUACUGAAUAAACAUUGUGGCCUAAUAUCCAA